Messenger RNA from Corapipo altera (White-ruffed manakin), 3885 nucleotides. RefSeq names its product tyrosine 3-monooxygenase/tryptophan 5-monooxygenase activation protein gamma (gene YWHAG). Gene Ontology annotation, biological process: signal transduction. Gene Ontology annotation, cellular component: cytoplasm. The coding region runs from base 221 to 964 and encodes 247 amino acids. The transcript has 2 exons. NCBI's taxonomy places the organism in Eukaryota, Metazoa, Chordata, Aves, Passeriformes, Pipridae. The record is from RefSeq and is a predicted model, not a curated record. Gene Ontology annotation, molecular function: protein kinase C binding.
GUUGUGGUGGCCCGCGGCGCGCGCACAGCACCGGGCGCAGCCGCCGCCGCCGGAGCCGCCUCAGCCGCAGCAGCGCCCAGACCGCCGCGCCUGCCUGUCCUCCUCUUCCUCCUCCUCCUCCUCCUUCCUUCCUUCCUUCCUUCCUUCUUCCUCCUCCUCCUCCUCCCGGAGCCCGCAGCCUCCUCGCCCCCUUCUUCCCCCCUUCCCGGACCCCGCGAAGAUGGUGGACCGCGAGCAGCUGGUGCAGAAGGCCCGGCUGGCCGAGCAAGCCGAGCGAUACGACGACAUGGCGGCCGCCAUGAAGAACGUGACGGAGCUGAACGAGCCCCUGUCCAACGAAGAGAGGAACCUGCUGUCCGUGGCCUACAAGAACGUGGUGGGGGCACGGCGCUCCUCCUGGCGAGUAAUCAGCAGCAUCGAGCAGAAGACCUCUGCCGAUGGGAACGAGAAGAAGAUCGAGAUGGUCCGUGCCUACCGCGAGAAGAUCGAGAAGGAGUUGGAAGCAGUGUGCCAGGAUGUGCUGAGCCUGCUGGACAACUACCUGAUCAAGAACUGCAGCGAGACGCAGUACGAGAGCAAAGUCUUCUACCUGAAGAUGAAAGGGGACUAUUAUCGCUACCUGGCCGAGGUGGCCACCGGGGAGAAGAGGGCGACCGUGGUGGAGUCCUCGGAGAAGGCCUAUAGCGAAGCCCAUGAGAUCAGCAAGGAGCACAUGCAGCCCACCCACCCCAUCCGGCUUGGGCUGGCGCUUAACUACUCCGUUUUCUACUACGAGAUCCAGAACGCGCCGGAGCAGGCCUGUCACCUGGCCAAGACGGCCUUCGACGACGCCAUUGCCGAGCUGGACACCCUCAACGAGGACUCCUACAAGGACUCAACGCUCAUCAUGCAGCUCCUCCGCGACAACCUAACGCUCUGGACGAGCGAUCAGCAAGACGAUGACGGCGGAGAAGGCAACAACUAGACCCCCCGAUGGACUGGCAGCCGCACGCUGAUGCUAACUACUGCAGUCUUUAUUUUUUUCCCACGAGUGGGGGGGGGUCAGGGGUGGGGGAGGGAAAGGGAGGGGACACCUUCCCAGGGAGGCCCCCCACAACCUGUCUUUGAUUGCCUCGUUGACAUUUUUGCCAAAACACCACUAGUGGAAGUCAGGCUGGCUGUGCUGGUAUGGAAUAGCAGCCUCACUGGCAUAUGGACUGUUCUGUAGAUUAUUAAUACAAGUGGAGCUGUCUUUAAUUUAACUUUAUUGCUAGAAAUAAAAGGGUUUUAAGACGAAUUCGCGUGGAUGGAAUGGCCCUCGUUUUUAAGGAAAGCAACGCAAAAACAUUAAAAAAAAAAAAGACAAAAACAAAACAAACAAAACACAAAAAAAAAAAAAAAAAAAAAAAGGGAGUUCUGUGGUUCCAGUAAGGCUUCGUGCGUUUGUUUCCGCAGUCCAGGUGCCGUGUGUGUCCGCACCACGUCACGGGGCGUCUCUCUGCAGCGCUCUGCCCGCCAGGGCACAGCCUCAAAUCCCCAAAUUGAGAAGGAAUUAAAAAUAAAACCAACAAAACCAAACAAUUUGGGGCUCACAAAGCCCCGGGAUUUAGGCCAUCCAAUCUUUUUCUUUUUUUUUUUUUUUUUUUUUUUUUUUUUUUUUUUUUUCCUCCUGUUAAGAUAUUUAUUAGGGUAGCUUACAGUAUUAACACUAAAUUGCAGUUUACAGUGUUUCUACAUUACAGCCAUAUGACAUCAAGCCUUUGAUUGUCUUGUUUUUCUUUCUUUUGCUAGUUCUUUUGGCUUGCCUUCCUGAGCAGUCCUGGCCUGUGGACUGGCUUUAGCUAUUCUGUGUCGCCCAAGGCAAGAAGAUCGCCCGCCCGAGGAACAUCAAAGCUGCUCUAGUUUUUUGGUCAACAGCUUAACAGGUGCUUGGCUAGCGGCUGUUUCAACUAUUUUAAGUCCACAGCAAAAGGUUUAAGAACUUAAUUAGACAAGGGGGAAGUGUUUAAACUUAAAGAAAAAAAUGCCACUUAAAUAAAAAAAAAAAUAAUAAAAAAAAAAAUUAAAAAAAAAUGAGCAUUCAGGUCUGUAUGUCAUGUACUGUGUUUGGUAUUUCAAAAGACCAUCCUGGUUUAAGGUGCCACAGCUGCUUCCUCAGGGAUUGCACUGCCAUUUCACUCUGCCUGACUUUCUCCCACUGUACCAUGAGGUUUGUCAGCAGAUCUCCAGCACCCAGGCUCCCUUGUUUGUCACCAGGGAAGCCAGGUGCGUUUUCCUUUCUCCUGGGGAAGCUUGUGGUGUAAUGAGUGAACUUCAGGAGCUUAGAAACUAAUUUGGUAGAGAAAUUCCUCAAGAGGAAGAGCUACAAUCAUAGACAUUUCUAUCCACCAUCGGGAGCCCAGGAACUUAGUUCUCUUCUUAGCAAAAUCUUUUCCAAGUCUGUCUGAUCUGGCUGGGGGUGGGGGACGGGGCAUCUGAGUUGCUUAGCAGGUAAUAUUUACCCCAUUUUGAGUAAGUUUAGCUUUGAUUUUGAUUUUCCCAUGGUUGUUGGAGGUUCACUGCUGCUCUCUGGCUCGCAGAGCGCUGCGCCCUGCGGCGCUUCUCCCAACGCUGUGCAGUGAGAGGAAACCGCACUCGUGCUUUUAUUCUUUAUUAAAUAGUGGUCUGAUUUUGGAAACAGGCUUUCAUUGUCCCUUUGAGAGUCAGCCCGACACGGCGUCGUGGUGUGGCACACACGGCACAGCCGCUCCUGCUGCUCCUGCUGCCGGGGUGUGCGGGGGGGACGCGGCUCCGGCUCCCUCCCCGCUGUCCGGCUCCCCGGGGAGCGAGCGGGGCCAGGCCGUGCUCAGCCCCCGGACACUGCCCCGGUGGUGCUGGAAUAGCUUUUUCUGGCCGGGAUUCAUCCACCCAAAGUCAGGCCCAGGCGCUUUGCAGGGAUUUGGGGUGCAGCAUCCCGCGGCGAGGGGCCCGCGGUGCCAGUGCGUGCCGGGACCGGGAGAUGCUUUAGGCUUCUUACCUCCCUCUCAUCAACCCCCGUGUCCCGUGAGCAGUGUUGUCCCAGCUGUACAAUUUGGAAGUGAUUUACUGGAAUUACAAAACCUAUCUUCUUUUUUUUUUUUUUUUUUAAAUUACUACUCUUUUUGGCUUUUGCUCUGGCUGCUUUAGGAAACUUAUGCAGGAGAGAUGGCACAAGAGGGCUAAAAACGGAGUGGGGGUCAGGGACUUGAUUUUUAAGCAGCUUGAAUGGUUUCUUUCAUUUUUUAAGAGAUGCACUUGCCUAUGAUACUGUCUCUCCAGUGAAAUGAUUACUGCUCCAUUACUCUAUUGAUACAAUAUUGUGCAUGCUAGUGUCGUAUUUCUAUACAGUAGCUUGAAAUUUAUUAACUUAUACUGUAGAUGUUAUGUAUUCCUAUGACAAAAUAGUCUUCAAAAAUUUUCUAAAGUUUUUUAAUUUAUUUUUCUUUCCUUUUUUUUUUUCGGGGGUAAAGUUUGCUCUACCAAAUAGUGAUCGUAACAAACUGAUCUGUUAUGGAUGUUGCUAUAGUGACAUGCAAUUAUAUAUGAUUUUGUUUUUAAAAAGGAAAAAAAAAAAGCAAAAGAAAACACCAGUGUUAGCUUAAUCUUAAUGUCUGGUGUUCGUCAUGGUGAAAUUAUAACUAUUACAGUGUAGGAGAACAAUGACUGUGUUCUUUGAAUGAGCCUUUGUUUGUGCUUUUUGUCAUGUUAUGCAGUGAACUAUUUUUAAGGUCUAAUCAGUGAUUAUUUUUCCAACUCCGUGUUUCUGUAAGGAAUUAUUUCACACACGGACCAUUCUUAGCAGUUUUUCCUCAGUGAUGGAAUAUCAUGAAUGUGAGUCAUUAUGUAGCCGUCGUACAUUGAGCAAAUAAACUUACAGAUCUGACGUCA